GCGUUUCUCAGUUCGCUCGCUCCGCCAACCUCCAUUGAUCGCCCAACCAAGACGUCGUGUAACUGCCUCGGAAACUUAAAUUUGCUCUCCGAUAUGUACUUGUUACUGUUGGAACACCAAACCUUCGCCGCCUCUGCUAUUGCCCAGUCAGUCUCUGGCAAUUUCAUGUUUCUCCAUAUGAGGUCGGCGCGGACUCCAACCCUCUUCCUCUCGCUCCCAAUUGCCGAUUCUCGAUCUUUGUCUCUUCUCGCGGAAGAGUCGUGGCCGGUGAUUUCGCCUGGUAUUAUAAAGCAUCCGGGCACGCCUAAUGCCAUGUUAGUGCAUACGCCCCACGCCGAUUUAAGCCACCAACCCUCCGACAGGCUAUCAGCAACACUAAACGGCAACGGAUCCUCAGUCUCAUACAGACACAGCCUAGAAAAUGAAGAAACGAAGCAUGAUCAGAAGUGCCCGGGGUAUAUUUUUUUCGAUGGACUACAACAACUUACCAGUUCAGCAAGCAUUCAUAAAUUAGCUGACUCUCGGUAUCUCGAGGACGCCUGUCCAGUAGAUCUUGCAAGUCCUCAAGCGUGGCCACGCUGUCGAAUUUGUCGAGAUACUCCGAUGCCUCUUUUGAAUAGGGCGGAAUGUGUGGGAGAUCGCUGCUAAUUUCGGUCCAAUCGUCCUUUGAGAACAACUGCCGCGUUGUCUUGUCGCUCAAAUCAAUCAUAAAGGAUGAAUUGGACUGCACAGAAGUUAGCCUAUAAAUUUUUUAAAAAAAUUAAAAAGAAACUUAUUGCAAUUCAUUAAUGCUCUGUCCCGCCUCGAACAGCACAUCCUCGACCACAGUUCCUGAUCUGAGUGUCCAUUUUCCCCCUAGACUCGAGAAGCGGCGCUGAAGAGAUCUCCUCCUGUCGUCGGUAGACUGGUUAGAAAUAGAAAGUUAAU
Messenger RNA from Gamsiella multidivaricata, 927 nucleotides. RefSeq lists its product as uncharacterized. The transcript has a single exon. NCBI's taxonomy places the organism in Eukaryota, Fungi, Mortierellomycota, Mortierellomycetes, Mortierellales, Mortierellaceae. The record is from RefSeq and is a predicted model, not a curated record. Bases 94 to 648 code for a protein of 184 amino acids.